Molecule: messenger RNA, 708 nt
Organism: Cajanus cajan (pigeon pea)
Lineage: Eukaryota; Viridiplantae; Streptophyta; Magnoliopsida; Fabales; Fabaceae
Product: embryo-specific protein ATS3B
Molecular function (GO): protein binding
Source: RefSeq, a predicted model, not a curated record
ACUAUAUCAUUAGAGAAUUAGCGACAAAAAGCUACUUAAAAAAAGCAAUAUUUUUUUCUUAUUAAUGUGUAGUUUGUCUAAAUCUAACAUCUUCGUUCUCUUUCUUGAACCACAAAACAAUGAAUGCUCUCAAUAAUCUAACUUUAAUCCUCACAUUUUGCAUCAUCUCAUUUUCUGCCCUCUCACAAACAAUGCCAAAAGCUACUCAUCCUCAAGCCAUCAAAUCUUCCAACUUCAAUCAAACCCAACAAAUAAAUGGAGAUUGUAGGUACAGUGUCACCAUGAAGACAAGUUGUAGUUCUACUUUCUACGUGAGAGGGCAAAUAGAUCUUUUAUUUGGCGACAUCUAUGGCCGUCAGGUAUAUGUUCCACGAUUGGAUGGUCCUUUGGAUUGCUCUCUGAAUGAAUAUGAGGUAUAUGGACCAUGCAUCUCACUAAUUUGUCAUUUGAACCUACACAUCACUGGAGACACUGAUUUGAUUCUGGAGACAGUGAGCAUAUAUGACUACCUCCAUGAUCCUGUUACAUUUUACUUCGACACAUAUAUUGAUGAUGGUGGUCCCUAUGAUUUUAACUAUUGUCAUGAUUAUUAGUACAACGUUAUCAAAUACUAUUGUAUUAAUUGUGAGAAGAGGUGAGUACAACUUUUGGAGAUUAGGAUACCCUAGUUUAAAAAUUUACUAAAUAAAAUAGACAAAUGUUUUUUAA